AUGGACGAUAAGCAGAAAUUGGUCGCAAAAAUAUAUGAUCCUAUAAUGGCAAACAGAGUCCAUGAUAAAUAUAUAUCCAGUCGUAAAGAAGUGUUGGAACAAUGCCUCGAUAACUACAAUUCUGAAAGGCUUUUUUGCCAGGUAUUAGCCAAUAAUCCAGAAUUUAAUAGUUGCUACGUGCCACAUAGAAGGAAAUACAUCAAAGUAACCGUUGACAAGUAUUAUCUAGCCCAGGGAAGAUAUAAUUUGUUCAAAUUUAUCGAUAACGUUCCUAUGCCACGAGAUUCAUAA
This is a messenger RNA of Debaryomyces tyrocola, 291 nucleotides long. The record is from the annotation of a GenBank genome assembly. Lineage: Eukaryota; Fungi; Ascomycota; Pichiomycetes; Serinales; Debaryomycetaceae.